CAUGGCAGCUGUAGUAUCGGAGGCUCCGGGUCAAGGCCCAGCGGAGUGGAAUAGUAUGGGCAGCACCGGGUAUAGGGCAGAGAGAGCUUUGUAUCACCCUUGCUAUUGAGCCCUGAAGACCUGUCGUUGGAGGCCUACAGGACUCCUCUCCUCAUUCUAGACUUGGAGAGAGUUUGGGGGGCUCGUCCCAGCCCUGGGGGAGUCACUGGAUAGGGGUUUGCCCCAGAGAGAGAGGGCACCGAGAGAACGAACAGAUUCGCUAGGGUUUUCCUCCCGCUCUGCUGCCACCUCGGGGGCGUGGGCCCGUUGUCCCACCCCUCGUUCCUAUGAGACAGGAAAUCGCUUGUUUGAGUGUUUUCCCCGUACGCUUGCUGUCUCUGUUAGCCCGCGGGAUUCAGUGACUGGUAUCUGAAAACCCAGGACUGGGAUUUAGGAUUGCUGGGAGUUUGGUCUGUGUCUUUAUCAGCAAAAAGGGGCUGUUUCCAGUUGCGUUGAAGAAAAGGUGCCUGGUGAACACAUCCGCUGGUGGGAAGGACGAAAGACCUGGAAAGCGCACUUAUUCUCUUGGAACCACGACACGUGUUUAAGAAUCUAAGCACCCUUUGAAGCCUGUGAGAAUUUGUAAUCUGUUGGUGGUGGGUGAAUAAAGGAAGGCAUGAUGGAUGAUUUCAUCUCCAUUAGCCUGCUGUCUCUGGCUAUGCUGGUAGGAUGUUACGUGGCUGGAAUCAUUCCCUUGGCCGUUAAUUUUUCGGAGGAGCGACUAAAACUGGUGACUGUUUUGGGUGCUGGCCUUCUCUGCGGAACUGCCCUGGCGGUCAUCGUGCCUGAAGGAGUACACGCACUUUAUGAAGAUAUUCUUGAGGGGAAACACCACCAAUCAAGUGAGACACAGAAUGUGAUUGCAUCAGACAAAGCAGAAAUGCCAGUUGCCCAUGAACAUGAGCACAAUCACGACCACACACAACUACAUGCCUACAUCGGUGUUUCCCUAGUACUGGGCUUCGUUUUCAUGUUGCUUGUGGACCAGAUUGGCAGCUCCCAUGUGCAUUCUGCUGAUGAUUCAGAAACAGCAAGGCCUACCAAUUCCAAAAUCACCACCACGCUGGGUCUGGUCGUCCACGCUGCAGCUGACGGUGUUGCUUUGGGAGCAGCAGCUUCUACUUCACAGACAAGUGUCCAGUUAAUUGUGUUUGUGGCAAUAAUGUUACAUAAGGCUCCAGCUGCCUUUGGGCUGGUUUCCUUCUUAAUGCAUGCUGGCCUAGAGCGGAAUCGAAUCAGAAAACACUUACUGGUCUUUUCACUGGCAGCACCAGUUAUGUCCAUGGUGACUUACUUAGGACUGAGUAAGAGCAGUAAAGAAGCCCUUUCAGAGGUCAAUGCCACUGGAGUGGCCAUGCUUUUCUCUGCUGGGACAUUUCUUUAUGUUGCUACAGUACACGUCCUCCCUGAGGUGGGCGGAAUGGGACACAGUCACAAAUCUGACCCUGCUGGGGGGAGAGGCCUCAGCCGCCUGGAAGUGGCAGCCCUGGUUCUGGGUUGCCUCAUCCCACUCAUCCUGUCAGUAGGACACCAGCACUAAUCUGGUGCCAGCCUCGACCUACGGCUGCUUGCCAUCCUGUGAGAAGAGCCGGCACACGACAGCUGCUCACUUCCUCCGUCUCUUGUCUCACCUUGCCCAUCUCCACCUGUAUGCCUAGAGUCCAGAGGGAGGUGAGAUUAAAACCUGGAGUAAUGGAAAGCUUUUAGAGUAGAAGCAACACAUUGGAUUGGACAUAGACAUUCCAUUGUGUUGUCUUUGAAAGGGCCCUUGGCAUUUUGAGUUUUGAUGUUUCUCUUAACCCUAUUCUCAGGGAAGAUGGAAUUUCGUUUUAAGGAAAAGUGGAGAACUUCAUGCUCACCGUGAAACAGUAAUUAUGAAAUUACAGUGUUCUGAAAAAGCUAAAUCUCUUAGUUUAGAGGCUCUGCCACUUUAUCCACUGAUUUUUAACAUGGUUUUUACCGUGUACAACUGGUGCUUUAGCAUCUGUGCUAUAUGCCUUGAUAGAAGGUCAUAAUGCUCACUGUCUUAGAUGCUAAAGAUUAUUGUAAUUAAUUUGGGGCCAGAGUCAGGAAAAUGAUAAGACACAUUGAAACUGACUUUAUAUUCGAGGCAUCCAUGAAAAGGGGGUGUCUGGAGAGACAUACUGCGCGUGCCUCUCUAAAGAAAGCCUGCUAUUCCAUCAAAUGGAGCAACCGAGGUGAACUAGCUUCUAAAGAGGUGACUAGCAUUUUGUAGUGUUUUUGUUUUUUUUUUUAAGUUCUCUGCAGAAUGCCUGCCUCCAAAACAUUCUUAUCAAAGAGCCAAAUUCUAGUAGGUUAAGGUCUAGGUUUUCCUUCAAGGACAGUCAGAUUCCAAAGUAUCUUUGGAAAUUAAAGGGUGUUAAAUUUUAAGUGAAUUUGAAUAGUUGUUGACAUCUUUGUAGUAGCCUUUUUACAAGUAAGAUUACCAAAACCUAUGGUGUCCUUUUUUUUCUAAGUAUUCCUCUUAGCAGACCAGGAGACCCUCUGGCAAACUUUGGUGCCCUUGAGGAGUGCUUGGUCAGUCAGCAUCACGUAACAUAAGCACCUGUAACAGUAAAGAAAGUCAAGAUGUAUCACAAAUGGGAAUUGUUUGCCUGUUGAUUUUAGACUUACUGAAAUCAUGUCUCUUGUUACUUCAUCUUUUCCAUGCUUUUCUCCUAACUUUUUCUCCAACCCUUCCUCCCUGCAAUAUGCUGCUUACUGCUGGUGGCAAUGUUAAUGUGUAUGUGAGGUGAGUUCUCCUCAGGACAACCACUUCUUGAACUGUGAUGAUGAAGAUAAUAUUGCCUGUUCUUUAUUCCCUUCAGUGAAGUUACCUUUGUGUCUAGUGCAGCUUUGUUAAGCCCUUAAAAUAAUCAUUUCCUCAUAUGUAAGGUGGUACAAUCACUAAUAGUCUGGUAAUUUAAACAAUUGAGAUAGUAAAAGUGUUUAACAGACUAGGAUAUUUUUUCUUAUUUGCCAAAAUCCCUAUAAGCCUUGUGUUAGCAAAUAAGUGUAUAAUAUUGUAUUAUUAAUUUAUUUUCAUUUUCUGUACCAUUUCAAAACACACUACAUGAAGAGGAAACCAAGACUUUUCUUCAGGGCAGUGGACUUACAGUUUGUAAAACAUUUUAUAUGAUGCAUAUGCCAGCAUGCCUAUGAUUUCUUUAUUUCCUUCCUAGAGGUGACACUGGGUCAGCAGCGUGGAAAUGAGCUUGCAGGCCCUCUGCCGACUGUAGACCAAAGUAGCACAUACAGGACAUGGUUUUGUGUACUGGCGGCAACCAUGACAUUUGAUGUUAAAGCCAAUGGGAGGUAUAGUGCAGAAGGGCCUAGUUAUUUUCCUGAUAACAGUCUGACUUAGGAGAGUUAUGGGGUUUAUCUGGCCCUUCAGAAUGACAUGGCUGCCUUCAUUCUCUUGCAAAUGACUGUGUUUAAUAGCACAUUUAGUAUCCGGUUUGGUUUGGGUAGUAGCACUUUCUAUCAUUCUGUUGUGUGCAAUGAUCAGAAAUUUGUUCUGCUGGCCAAAGCCUCUUUCAGCAGUGCCUUGCCAUCACACUUAAAAGUUUGGCUAGAGUAUCUUGCUGGGUAGGGCAAGGCUUGAACCGUCGAACUUCCAAAUUUGCCUUCCCCUCUGAACCUCAUGUUAAUGAGCAAACCUUUCAAGGCCUGUUGGCUCUCAGAAGCUACAAGCUUUCCCAGAUUUUAAAGCUGCCUCCUCAGGAAAGCCCCAUUUCCUGGCCAGCAGGCAAAAACAGCCAUACUAACCUUACAGGGCUCAAAUGCAUCUUUAGAGAGUAGGGAACCGAGUGGCAAGGCAGAGCCUCCUUCUUCGCUGGGGCAGGGACUUGUUCUUGGUAGACGUCGUCCCAGGAGAGGCCAGCUUGUGGUUGGCCACUGUGGGCAAGUCUCAGUUGUGUUUUCUUCUUGUUUAAAACUGCCUCAUUAGAUGGGGAUGCCUUAAUGCUUUCACUCCUUUGAAAAUAUUGGUCAUGCUUAAGUUCCUGCCAUGAUUACAGGUGGAAUUAUUGGCUACCAAAGAGCUGUAAUCGAUGAUGGUCCUUCCUCAUAACCAAAGUUAAUCUUAAUUGCAAUUGGAUUCUCCUUCCUUGGUAAGGAUAGACUCUCUUCAGAUUCUAAGUAUUCUUUUAAGUGGAAAAUUAAACUGAAAAAGGACUACUGAUCCAUCCCUCCCUUGUUCCCCAGUGAAUUGCUUAUCAGCUCCCAUCUCCCCAAAGCAGUGAUGCUUGAGGUCUGAUGGCUUUGCUGUGCACACUUUUGCCAGAUUUUAGAUGACGGUUCUGCUCUGGAGUAUAGAGUUGGAAAUGGUACCACCCACAGAGGCUAUGUGUUCUUUCCCCUCCUUUCCAUUUUUUAUUUUCCUGUUCAAAACAGUCAGCCCUGUGCCUGUCUUACAGAUUAUUAGGAAAAAAAGAGAUGGUGGUUUUGAGUGUUCAGUUUUUUUGUAAAAAAGAGAACUAUAUUGUCGAUUUUAUUUAAAUUUUACUGGCCUGCUUCUAAGUGUCACUGCCUGGUUUUUCUCUUUUUUCAAGAACUGGAACUAGGAGGGCACACCAGCAUUAGAGUGUAUUAAACCCCUCAGACACAUGGUAACUAGGUACUGAACACGGGAACUGCUGUCAAUGGCAGAAGCUGCCAAAGAACAUUCCUGAACUGCUACAGUGCAAGGUGAGAACCAUCUGUAGAUAUUCUCCAGAGGGAACCUUCCUUGCAUUAGAAAAUUUCUGCUCAAAACAGAAUGGUCUCCAUCUCCCAAAGAACACUGGUGGAGAAUCUGUGAAAUUAAAACCAAUGAUGUAGCUAGCCCCUUUGUAAGCGAGACACCUAGAUUCACCUCAGGAGACCUGAGGGAAAUGUGUGACUUGGAGGAAAGGACUAGACAAGCGUGAGAAAUG
This is a messenger RNA of Condylura cristata (star-nosed mole), 4955 nucleotides long. RefSeq names its product solute carrier family 39, member 9 (gene SLC39A9). Gene Ontology annotation, molecular function: metal ion transmembrane transporter activity. Gene Ontology annotation, biological process: transmembrane transport; zinc ion transport. The coding region runs from base 656 to 1579 and encodes 307 amino acids. The transcript is spliced from 7 exons. Gene Ontology annotation, cellular component: membrane. The record is from RefSeq and is a predicted model, not a curated record. NCBI's taxonomy places the organism in Eukaryota, Metazoa, Chordata, Mammalia, Eulipotyphla, Talpidae.